UCUCUCCCCGCCCGCUCGCUGCUGCAGCCGCCUCUCCGCUUCUCCUCCUCCUCCUCCUGCUGCUGCUGCUGCCUCCGCUCCGUUCCCCGCCCUGCCGGGCAAUGAGAAGCUGCUUCUGCCUGAAACGGGGGAGCCGCGAUCAGCCGCCGCCGCCAGCGCCCCGGGCAACAGAUCAGUCCACGAUGCCUGAGGUCAGAGAUCUUGCGGAUGCCUUGCCAGAUGUGCAAAUGGACCCAAUCACCGGAGUCGGGGUUGUUGCUUCUCGGAACCGGGCACCUACAGGUUAUGACGUAGUUUCACAAACGGCGGACGGGUUGGACGCCGACCUCUGGAAAGAUGGCCUCUUUAAAUCCAAGGUCACCCGAUAUCUGUGCUUUACACGGACGUUUUCUAAAGAGAAUAGUCACCUGGGCAAUGUCUUGGUUGAUAUGAAGCUCAUUGACAUCAAGGACACGCUGCCGGUGGGUUUCAUCCCCAUCCAAGAGACCAUGGACACACAGGAAACAGCUUUCCGAAAGAAGAGGCUUUGCAUUAAGUUCAUUCCUCGGGAUUCCACAGAAGCUGCUAUUUGUGAUAUCCGAAUCCUGGGCCGGGGCAAGCAGGCUCCUUCCCAGUAUACAUUCAUAGGGGAACUCAACAACAUGAUCAUCUGGUACAGAAUGGGCAAGGUCCCACGAAAUCAUGAAGCAUCACAGCCCACCACGCCUUCUCCGCAAGCUCCAGCUACGACACCAGCUGCUAACCUCCCCAGGCAUAUAUCCCUGACACUUCCAGCCAGCUUUCGAGGGAAAGGGCAUGGCACACGGCCAGACUUUGAGUACCAGCACUCUAAUUUAUACGCCAUAUCGGCUAUGGAAGGCGUGCCUUUUAUGAUCUCGGAGAAGUUUGCCUGCGCUUCUGAAGGGAUGCAGCCUGUCGAUCUCCUGGGCAUUACCAUUAAGUCCUUGGCAGAAAUCGAAAAGGAGUAUGACUACAGCUUCAGGACGGAGCAGAGUGCUGCAGCCCGGCUUCCCCCGAGCCCCACUAGAUGUCAGCAGCUACCGCAGUCCUGAAAUCCUCAAUUCCUCGGAAGGGAAUCACAUGUACUACUGAAGUGGGGGGGGGGGACUGACUCCCCAGCCCACCUUUUCCCCUCCCUUCCCCACAAUCCUUACAAGCAGUGUUACUGAAGAGUGUUUCCAACAAAGGGGUUUUUUUUUCUAAUGAAUCACCAUUUUUGUACAGUAUGACUGACUGGGGUAUCUUAAUCUUUGUUUGGGGUUUUUUGUACCUGUUGUUGUUUUGGAGAUUUGGACUGGUUAACCCUUUUCAUCAGCUACCUGGAUCUUCCAUCCUCCUCUGGAAUUCCUCCCACAUCAUAACAAUUAACACAGACUUCGGUGGGUGCUUCUGUCCAUCCUCUCUUACGUCCCCCCCCCCCAAUAACUGCAAUCCCAUCAGGGCAUCUUUCUAUAGAAGGAAUGGACAUCUGGCUCUUCACUUUGAACUAUGAUCUGCAGUUACUUGGAAGUGGAUGGUCCUGGGAGGGAUAUCAGAAUUGGAACUCGGUUCAGUCUCUAGAACCCACGUGGGUAAAUUGGUCUCCAGAACAAUGACACGUCCUCUGCCCUAAACUUGCAUCUGUGUCUCAGUAAAUGAGGUUUCCUCCAGUUUGUAAAGAGACCGCAAACUCCUCGGUUCAAUGGGCCAGUGUUCCUCUACUAACCUGUGGUUGUUUCGUUCAGUACUGGCUUAUGAAGGGGGAGAAAAGCCAAUUGUUUGCCUUCUCAGUGGUGAAAAUCGCACAACUGGCUGUUCAUGAUUGGAACAGCCUCGAGCCCUUUCAUAGCCUGGACUUCCUUCUGGCUCAUGAAACCUGGAGUUGACCUUGCUCUAUCCUCCAUUCGAGAGGUCUCCCAGCCGAAUUUUCCAAGCCGAAUUUUCCCUAAUUUUCCCACAGCCUCUUUCAUUCAACUACGAGCAAUCAGCCAAAACAUUUGCAUGGAGGUAUUCUGCGAUGUUCUCGCAGAAUUAACAACUUCCUGACCUGGACUUCAUUCCUGCACCCAAAACUACUUGAACAUGGCAACAGACAAAAUGCCCAGUAGAAUGUUUUGAUUACUUCGGUUGCCUCUUUCCUCUUUGACCCUCUCAUUGGCUGCUUGAAAAGAGAGCGACCACCACGUGUGCCUCCGGAAGCCUUCUUGGAAGGACCUCAAACUUCGUUUUUUAACAAGGCCGGCAUCGCUUGGCCAGCCCAGAAACAAUGAAGCUUCAGCCUCCAGCAUGCAUAUAGUGGGCAUCUCCAGCCAUUCUCCUUGGAGCCCCAGUGUACAUCAUGGCAAAAUCCGUUACUGAAACGUUAUUUUGGAAAGUUUGUGGAUCUUUGCUGCUUCGUGAGUCCCUGCCAGAGAACAAGCACUGCAUUAUGGCAGAUGUGGGGGUUUGGGGGGUGGGCUAUGAGCAAGAAACAAAAGGGGAACGUUUUGAAUGUGGAACAUGUAAAUACUUACUGUCUAAUUGUGUUAAAAUGCAAGUAAUUGUCAUGGACAUGUUGCUCUUAAUGUGGGCCGUUUGGCGAUCAUUCUCCUGCUCCUUUGAUACUUCUUUCAGAGUUUAGCAGGUAACUUGGCUCAGGAGAGAGGGUCCCAUUCUGUAUUGUUCUUAGCAACGGCACCUUCUCUCUCCCUGGUUCAGGACGGCAUUUUUAGCAAGGCCUGCCUUCUGGGAAGAUUAUGUUGCCAUCAUGGACAAGGGGCAAAAUCAGAGCAACUGGUAUUUCACUCACAGGGCAUGUCCUUGGCAGCUCAGAUAACACCUGGAUAUUCAUGCACAGAACCUCUGGCCCUACAAACCAGUUGGGAUAGUUCAUCAUCUGCUCUGGCAGGAUGUGUGCCAUCUGUAGAACUGGUUUCUAGGUUAUCAGAUCAGGUAUGACAAGAUGGGCUUGCAUUUUUCAGCACUUCUGUUUCAGGUCUGAAAUCAAACUCGGAAAAAUGCAGCAUGCCCCUACAACGCCAACGCCUUCCAAGUCUCCAUUCCUGUUCCACCCUAUUCAUUGCUGACAUAUAUAUAUAUAUUCUCAUAUUCUUUCCUGAGGCACCGAAAUGUAUUGGCAGUAUUUGGUAGAGAUGUGUGGGGCCAUCAGCAGUUAGUAGAGGGGGGGGGGAAGUGUUAAUUUGUAUUCGAGUAGUUAACAAGUGUCGUUGUUUUCUACAGAUAUAUUCCAGAAAUGCAGUUGAGGGGGUUUUUGUAUGGUUGCGGGAAGAGGUGUCAUCCAAAAUGUGGUCCAUCAAGUUCUCACAGAUUUCAAGGGCAUGUUCCCCUAGCACACAGGUGUCAAACUCACGACCCUCCAGAUGUUAUGGACUACAGUUCCAAUCAUGCUGGCAGGGGAUGAUGGGAACUGUAGUCCAUAACAUCUGGAGGGUCACGAGUUUGACACCUAUGCUAGCAGCUCUCCAGGUUUUAACAUUUGGAUCUGUACUGCUAUGUUGUCUGGAUUCUUACACAAGUGCGCACACAAAGGUGUUUGGCAUACUGUUUCUCUACCACUUGCUUAGACAGGCAGGGCCAACAGAUACCAGUUCCUUGCUCUUGGGUCCUGGAUAUUCAGAGGCACUGAUACAGUACUGGCAAGCCUUUAGAUUAGAGCUAUGCAAGCAUGCCUCUUAGUGUGACGACUGCAUCUUUUCUAGUUAGUUGGAUGGUUCUACAUUUAACAUUUGCUCAUCGUCUUGAUUUUUUAAAAAAUCUAAAGUGUUUGGUAGAGACGUUGAAAAGGACCUCAUAGUGGGCGAUUUCUUGAAUGUAGGAGGUCUUCUGUUCUGCGUAGUGUCUUCUACUGUUCCACUGUUUUGUCCCUUUGCUAGCAAACCUGGGAAGAUUGCUGUCCUGGGGUCUGCCAGAGCAGGUAACUCAAUUUCACCUGAAGAUAGGCUGGUCUCUGCAGUGACCUGUGCAGCAGCCCCAUGAUGUCUCACUCCCCCUUGUCAUGGCAGAUUUGAAGCACACUAAGGCCUGCGUGUUCUCUCCCUUCUCCAUUGGUGGUUGCUAAGAAAUGCGCAAGUUCCGAACAUCUGCUCUCCCCCUUUUGGUGGUUGCUGGGAUAGCGUGCCUGAAGCGCUUUGUGCCUCAUCAGAACCAAUGAAUGUUUUCCACUUUAUUUGGACAGAGCAUGCAGCCUAUGUGUACAGUACCUCAUUUAACUGUUGCACGUGGUCUAAUUUUUGGUGUGCAAGCAUGCUAACUUUGGCCAAUUAUGUCUUCCCAGGGCAUGCUCUUCUCGUGCUUCGUGUAUUUCCAUGUGUUAUCCCAGUCACUGCCAUGAGGGGGAGACAGAUUCAUGCAGUUAAGUUUCCUGCACGCGAUCAGCCUUGACUGCAUGAUCGCACAGGCAAACACAAGUGUGAAUCAGGCGGACGGUGGGCACAGAUGCGGCUGUCUUUGAAAUUUUGGUAGAUGGAAAAGGCACUGGCUGAAACUGGUGAACAGCUGCCGGUUGUUUCCAUGUGUCCAGCCUAAUUCAUACCUGGAGAUUUCAUGACCACUCAUGUUUCAUGGAACCAGUUCAAAGUGGACCAGUCCUGUGGAAUAAAUGUGUCAUUUUUCAAAUGGUCUACAAAGUUGUAGGUUGAGAGAGAGAGAGAGCGCGCCAGAAGGUACCUUCCACUCAUGAUCCAUGUUGUGCCUCUUUCCCCUUAAAACAUGUUUGGUUUGUUUGUUUGUUUUUAAAAGGGUGUGGAGUGACCAGAGGAGAAAAGAGCCUGUUUCUGGACUCUGUAAUGUGAAAUGCCUUGAUAAAAGCAUCCAUUUUGAGCUCUGACAGGCACAAAGCAAAACGUUGUGUUACACAGUGGGGGUAUCUUUGGUUGUGUUGUGAGUAACCGUGUGUGAGUAUGUGUUUCUAUUUUUAUUUUUUAAAGAUGCUAUGCAUUUUAUUUGCGCUGGAAGUGGAUUAACUUGUUCAUGAAUAAUAAUAUCAUUUCAUAUUUAUUUCUAGAUGGCCUUCCUUGUCUUUUGCAAAGGGAAGUUUUUGUGUGUGAGGAUCUAGUCUGUAUUCUUAAUAUAAUUUGUUAAAUAAAAGUUUGUUUUAACCAGA
Messenger RNA from Sphaerodactylus townsendi, 5080 nucleotides. It is a transcript of the gene MVB12B, whose product is annotated as multivesicular body subunit 12B. The record is from RefSeq and is a predicted model, not a curated record. Lineage: Eukaryota; Metazoa; Chordata; Lepidosauria; Squamata; Sphaerodactylidae. Gene Ontology annotation, cellular component: late endosome; ESCRT I complex. Gene Ontology annotation, biological process: viral budding; virus maturation; regulation of epidermal growth factor receptor signaling pathway. The coding region runs from base 102 to 1052 and encodes 316 amino acids. The transcript is spliced from 10 exons.